Messenger RNA from Pleurotus ostreatus (oyster mushroom), 1344 nucleotides. It is a transcript of the gene ERG26, whose product is annotated as erg26, C-3 sterol dehydrogenase. The record is from RefSeq and is a predicted model, not a curated record. Gene Ontology annotation, biological process: steroid biosynthetic process. The coding region runs from base 1 to 1344 and encodes 447 amino acids. The transcript is spliced from 4 exons. Gene Ontology annotation, molecular function: 3-beta-hydroxy-Delta5-steroid dehydrogenase (NAD+) activity. Lineage: Eukaryota; Fungi; Basidiomycota; Agaricomycetes; Agaricales; Pleurotaceae.
AUGUCCUCCUCGAAAAAGGAUAUUUUUAUGGUCAUUGGCGGCAGUGGCUUUCUUGGAAGGCAUAUUGUACAGCAACUUCUCGACCGGGGCGACAUAGUAUCGGUAUUCGACAUCGUACAGCGGUACAGCGACGUCCCCUUCUAUUCAGGAGACAUCAGUGAAGAGGAGCAAGUGGCCGCUGCUCUGAGAAAGUGCGGAGCUACAUGUAUAAUUCAUACUGCUUCUCCACCCGCUGGGCUCAGCGACCCGGCCUUGUAUUGGAAGGUCAAUGUGGACGGAACCAAGGCAGUUAUUGCUGCUGCCCAAUCAGUGGGCGUUCGCAAGCUAGUUUUCACUAGCUCUGCCGGUGUUGUCUUCAAUGGCACAGACAAUAUUGAUAUCGACGAGCGACUGCCCUUUCCCGACAAACCCAUGGACGCUUAUAAUGAGUCCAAGGCAAAAGCCGAAGAGGCUGUGCUCGCUGCGAAUGGUGUCAACGGCCUCUUGACUGUCGCUCUGCGGCCCGCUGGAAUCUUUGGUCCGGGGGACCGACAAGUGAUGGCUGGUUUGUACCAAGUCUACGAGAGAGGUCAAACACACUUCCAGAUUGGUGAUAAUAACAAUCUGUUUGACUGGACCUACGUCGGCAAUGUCGCUUACGCCCACUUGCUCGCCGCUGACAAACUUCAAGAACCUGUUGUUGCUACGGACUGUUCAAAACUUUCGCCGCAGGAAGAGGCCAUCAUUAGUUACCCCCUUCCAUCCAUCGAGCACACAACUCGAGGGCAACGAAUUCCGACCUCGGAAGCUCGACCGUUAGGCCCCUACGUCACUCCACCUCCAAACGCAGAUAAAAUACUGGCCGCCUUCACACAACCUGUACCUCCGAAGUCAAAUCGCCCCGUCGUCCGUUCACGCUUCGAUGCAUUGUCCGACACUUCGGUUCUUCGCAUGAAAGCUGCCGCCAAUGGAACCUCCCCUCUACAGGUUGCUGGGGAAGUCUUUUUUAUCACCAACGGCGAGCCUUGCUACUUUUGGGAUUUCAUGCGCAUGGUGUGGCAUCGUCUUGAUUCCAUAUUCCCCGAGAAAAGGGCGCAGAAGAAGAGGGCUAUUGUUUUGCCAAGGGUCGUGGGCAUGGCAGCUGCUACUGCGUCAGAAUGGGUUGGAUGGUUGAUAGGCAAGGAGCCAACGUUCACUAGGUUCAAGGUUACCUUCAGUUGCGUCAAUAGAUGGCACAACAUUGAAAAAGCAAGGCGCGUACUCGGCUACGAGCCAAUAGUGGGAGUAGAAGAGGGCGUGGGCAGGAUGGUAGAGUGGUGGCAAGCUGAGUAUGCGGCGGGCAAUCAUAAGAUCGCUCAUAAAUGA